GCACCUUGUCCUGAUUCUCCAUCUUCUCCGUGCUGCUCCUGUUCGCUGUCUCUGUCGGUCGGGUGCUUGUUUGUGAUCGCCAUGGCUGCUGAAAGUCGCGUCUACUUCGGCAAAAUGCCAAAGGAUAUCGACGAGGACGAUCUCCGCAAACACCUCUCCAUUUACGGGCCUAUAGUGGACUUGACAGUGAAGGCUGGUUUCGCCAUCGUCAGAUUCGAGUCUGACAAGGAUGCCCUGGAUGUUGUCUCUGUGCUCGGAAAGCGUCGUUUCUUGGGAGCCGAACUUAGGGUUUCAAUGUACGUUCCUCGCUCAAAACUGCAAGAUACUACACCUCGCGCGAAACCGCCAAAUGCCGAGACGAUCAAGGCGAACGGAUAUCCUCGUACGCAUGCGUCGCGAGAAUAUUCGACGUCCGUUCACAGCAAGAACACGGUUGUGGUGACUUAUCUCAACAAAGAGACAUGUUGGCAGGAACUGAAGGAUUUCGGACGUCGCGCUGGCAGCGUUGCUUAUUGCGAGAUAAACAAGUUUAACAGAAGAAUAGGGUUCAUCAAGUACGAGAGCAAAGAAUUCGCAGACAACGCGGUCGCAGAGCUGGAUGGCAAGGAGUUGAUGAACUGUCGAGUCCGUGUCAUGUCCUUGGAGGACUACGAUCAUAUCCGUCAAGCGGAGCCUUUGCUUCAGGCCGGCAGGAUGCGGUCCUGCUCUCCCGGACGGCAGCCGUCCGUGCAGGCAGAUCGAAAGCCAUAUUAUGUCAAGCACAAUCACCACAAUGACAUCCGUGGACGAAGCCCCGCAAGACACAACACCAGCAUGGUGGAAAAUGCUCGUCAUUUUAUAUCCUCAACGAGCGGCCAAUAGGACGCAGGAUUCGGGCUGGGUCUGUGGAACCUGGAGAAUUGGCCGAGGAUGGCAAAACAAAGGACGCGUCAUUGAAUGCGAAUAGCGUGGCACCCACUGGAUCGCUCUGAGGUCCCCCCCUUGGCAAUACGGAUUCUGUCACUGUUCAAGGUGUAUUUGGAGAGAUAUGCCGUCGAUGCCUCA
Fomitopsis serialis is the source of this 1044-nucleotide messenger RNA. RefSeq lists its product as uncharacterized. The transcript is spliced from 11 exons. Bases 82 to 861 code for a protein of 259 amino acids. Gene Ontology annotation, molecular function: mRNA binding. NCBI's taxonomy places the organism in Eukaryota, Fungi, Basidiomycota, Agaricomycetes, Polyporales, Fomitopsidaceae. The record is from RefSeq and is a predicted model, not a curated record. Gene Ontology annotation, cellular component: cytoplasm; ribonucleoprotein complex; nucleus.